CAGCUUGUAAAACGUGUUAGUCUUGGUUGGAAAAAACCGAAUGUGUUCGUAAGAAAGCUUAAAUGUGUCAGUUUUUGUAAGGGUAUCGAAUAAUGUAAUAGGAAUAUUUACAAAAAAAAAAGCUGCAAUCGAAGAGCGGAGAACUUUGUUUUAAUCACCAUCGCACAACCAGAAGAAUCGUCAAAAAUAACACAGUGAGCAUGAAAAAGCAAAAUAAUAUAAAAAUUAGUAUUAACCUAUCCAAAAAUGAAUUGUAAAAAGUUUCGAAAAAACACAAUGAAUGAAUAGAUGACAAGGAGCCGUUGCUUUAUAUGUUGAAUAUUAGGGUCAACUCAAUUUAACUUAAUAAAACCACCAGUUAAACAAUGAUGUACGAGAUACAAUGGAAAAUAAUUUAUUUAAAAACAUUAUUUUUGAAGUUUCUGUAGUAUUAAUAACUGGAAUAACUGUUUUAGUAACUUCAUAUCUAGAACCUAUAACUCAAGGUUUUUUCUGUGAUGAUGAAUCAAUUAAAUACCAAUAUAAACCUUCAACAAUCAGCAAUAACACAUUAUGUUUUUUAAAUUUGUUUUUACCCAAUGUCAUGAUAUGGUUUGAAUACUACUGGUGUAAACAUACAUGUAUAAAACAUGUGUACAUACAUACACUUUACUUCUGGUUGGGUUCUGGAUUAUCCCAUAUAACAGUUAAUGUUGGAAAAUAUUGCACAGGGCGUUUAAGACCAUAUUUUGUUGAAGCAUGUAAACCGAAUGUUGAAUGUUUGAUCAAAGAACAAUACAUUAAUAAUUACACGUGUACAAACCCAAAUCUUGCUAUCACUAUAGAAUCAAAAAAAUCAUUUCCAUCUGGACAUGCUUGUUUAGGAUUUUAUUCGGCAGUUUACACAAUUUUGUACAUAAAUAAUAAAUAUAAGAAAAAUGUGCUGAUCGUCACUAUACAAUUUAUAAUAUUCUUAACUGCUUGGUACAUAGGAUUAUCUAGAAUUACUGAUAACAUGCACUUUUCCACUGACGUGUUAGCUGGUUCAAUAAUUGGUACACUAUUUGCUUUAUUAAUGAUGUAUAAUGUGAAGAUGUUAAAAUCUAACGAACAGGAUAGUGUCUCAAACAUAAUAUAAUAAAACUUAUUGUUACAUCAUAAAUAAAUUACAUUCAAAGUAAUAUACACAGAGUCCCAAAAUUACUGGUUUAUUAAAUGUAUUCGGUCGUUAUCUAGUUGAGCUAAUUGGCUUAAAAACCCAUCGUUGGGACGUAUUUCUCUAGCCCUUUUUACUUUUUCUAUUGCUUCUUUUGCUCUCAUACCUUUUUUAAUCAUUAAAUAUGCUAUUGUGAUUGUUGCAGAUCUCGAUAUUCCCAUAAUACAAUGAACCAAAACUUUGCCUAAAGAAAAAAUGGUAUAUUAAUUUAUAAAAUGACGAGCAAAUAAAACUUAAAUGCUCUCGAAGACCAAUAGAGCCAAAAUCGUACUACAUUAAGCCAGUUUGCUAUUUUCUCCUAUUAAGGUUAAACCUAAAAUUAUAAACCUAAAUAUAUAAGUAUAUAAACCUAAAAUUUGGGAAACGGACGACUGGUGUAUUUAUUUAUUUAUUAUUAUAUAAUUAUAAUAACGCCCAAAAUGAGCUAAACUUAUAUGAAACAAAUGAAUGUUUUGGGAAUUACAGAAUUCAUUACACUUUUAAUAUAUGAUUAACUGGAGCUUUAACACUAUAGUUUGUUAAUGAAGUGUAACAUAACAUGGAGUAGUUUAUCAAAUAGCAGAAUAAAACUUUUUUAUAUUUAGACUA
Molecule: messenger RNA, 1783 nt
Organism: Adelges cooleyi (spruce gall adelgid)
Lineage: Eukaryota; Metazoa; Arthropoda; Insecta; Hemiptera; Adelgidae
Product: putative phosphatidate phosphatase
Exons: 8
Coding region: 383-1117 (244 amino acids)
Biological process (GO): signal transduction; phospholipid dephosphorylation; phospholipid metabolic process
Molecular function (GO): phosphatidate phosphatase activity
Source: RefSeq, a predicted model, not a curated record